Orbicella faveolata is the source of this 1743-nucleotide messenger RNA. Its product is annotated as proline-rich transmembrane protein 4-like. The record is from RefSeq and is a predicted model, not a curated record. Lineage: Eukaryota; Metazoa; Cnidaria; Anthozoa; Scleractinia; Merulinidae.
CAAUUGGACGCGUUUUCGUGGUCAGAAAGAACAAAAAAAUGUGCAAUUGUAGUUGUUUCACAAAACAUUGUGAUACUCUAACUGAUUGCUGAUUGAAAGGAAUAGAACAAUAAGGCGGCACAAUUAAGCUUGCAUUGUCAAAGAGAAUUUGCCUAAAGCGUUGGUUCUCUGGAGAGAAAAAUUAUUUGGAGAGGGUAGCGAUGCAUAAACGAACCCAUUCAACGCGGGACUAGGAUUUGCAUAGAUAAUUGCAUUUCAAAGAGCCAGCGAUAUUAAACAGGCAUUCUGGAUGUACUAAAACAGAGCACUAAAUGCAUCGACGAGACAUAUAUAGAGCUGUAUAUUCAUCGACAGGUGCAGACUUGUAAGAUUUGACUAACUAACGACCAAACUCAAAGAUUAUUUGCGAUCAUUGGAUGUUUGCAAACAUUUCAGCGUCAUUUUCUAGCUAUUGAUACAACAUUCAAAGACCGGCAAAUGUGAUCUCAUGCGACAAGGCAAAAGAACCUCUCUUGGACAAAACUGAGGGGAAAGGACUAAAGUGAUUGUGCUACCUAUGGCUAAAAUGGAGCCCUAUCCUGCUACCUCAUCAAGCCCUUCUAUGGCUGCUGAGCCCGUCCCAGAGUGGGGCCCUGCGCUGAAAACAUGGCAAUGGGCUUGGGAGAUGCACUGGAUUGGUUUUGGCAUACUUUUCACCCUUCUCGCUGUGUACUCUCUGAUAACCAUGAUAGAAAUUAUCAUUAUUAAACGGCGGACAAAACGGGGACAUUUAGCGCUGGUUAUAGCAAGCCUUUUGUUCAUCUUUGGUUUGACGCGAGGUUUGUUUCUCCUCGUGAAUCCCUACGAGUCUGAACAAUGCAACUUAUUGCCCGUGUGCCCGGUGAUAUUGACUCGAAUACUGUUCGGUAUCGCCCUACCGUGCAUCACGGCGUCUUUUUCACUGGUUCACCUUGCGUUCCUUCAAGUGAUGAAACUCAAGCUGUACCCGGAGAAACUUCAGAGUGGCAGGUUCUUGUCCGCUGUUAUCAUUUUCCAUUUCAGCCUAACGUUCUUCGCAGAAGUCAUGGUGUCGCUGUUCGCCAGCUGGAAAGCACUCGUCAUCAUCUGCCAGUCGUUUUACAUCAUGCUCAACUUAAUUCUCUCUGUAAGUUUCUUAUACAGUGGCACGAAGAUUGUCAAGUAUGUUCAAAAAAACAACACUCACGUUUCCCGCCUCGGUCAAGCAAGCCAGCGUGGCAGGGCCACCAGCUCUCGCCCCUAUCGACCGAACGUGUCUAAACUCGUCAAGAUCACCUACAUCACAGUUUUUCUGGGAAUUGCCAGUUGCGUGCUACAGUUGUACUCGAUUAUUCACGUGUAUAACAUGUACAAGGACCAAGGUAUGAAGACCCCGGAACCAUGGCCUUGGCUAGCGUUCCAAACGAUACAUCGCGCCAUAGAAAUCGCUGCUGGUUGUACACUGGCUUACGUGGCCGCGCGACAAGUCAGCCGCAGGCUACACCUGUUCAUGCGCUGUUUUACCAGCGUUCAAAAACCGCGCAAAGAGUUGGAGAAAGUAAGUUCCUCCAAUGGCCACCAGAGCAGUGUAAAGUACUUAACAGGAGAACAACAAAGCGCUGCGUGAUAACAUGAUCGACUGUCAGUGUUGAUUUGACAAUCAUUUGAAGAGUGAAAACGCAGAGAAUGUAAGAAGUUCUUUUGGAAAAACGUAAACCGAAGCUCCAACGAGUUGUAGUCAAGGAA